Messenger RNA from Phragmites australis (common reed), 1481 nucleotides. RefSeq names its product binding partner of ACD11 1. The record is from RefSeq and is a predicted model, not a curated record. Gene Ontology annotation, molecular function: RNA binding. The transcript has 6 exons. The coding region runs from base 509 to 1243 and encodes 244 amino acids. NCBI's taxonomy places the organism in Eukaryota, Viridiplantae, Streptophyta, Magnoliopsida, Poales, Poaceae.
AGUCCGAGCCAUGGAAGUAUGGAACCACCGCCCACCGAGAAGAAGAGAACCGUCAAAACCGUCCUCUGAACCUCUCCUCCCAGCUGCCGAGGGGAAUCCCGCUGUGCGCGCGCGCGGAAACCGGCUGCCAUUAGGUAGGAGAUCGAGGUCGUUCCCUUGCCCCACACUCUAAAGGCAGCCGCUACGGGCUGAAGCGCCUUGGAGUGGCUCGGCUUGGCCACUACCACUCUGCGCUUGUGCGGUGGGUGGGGUUGGUGGUGGUGCGGGAAACAUCAUCAAGCAAAGCAGCACCAGCGGAGUCGAGCGAGGAGUCGAAAAGGAAGAGAGGGGGAGAGGUGAUUUGUCACUGGGAAGUAGGGGCCUGUUUGGAAGAGAGGGAUUGGACUAGGAAUUUUUAGGAUUUAGUUCAAGUUUGUACGAAUUCCUAGGGAUUUGGAUCCCAAAACCACCUUUCAAGACAGGAGUCUGCUCAACUCGGUCAUUGUGUUAGCCUGGAUCAAUUAGAAUCAUGAGUGAAACGGGAUACACAGUGCAAGUCACUAACCUCUCAAGCAGGGUAUCAGAAAGUGAUCUUCAUGAGUUCUUUUCAUUCUCUGGUCCUAUUGAGCAUGUAGAACUUAUCAGAUCGGGAGAAUAUGGUUCUACUGCUUAUGUGACAUUCAAGGAACCCUAUGCCUUGGAAACUGCAGUAUUGCUAAGUGGGGCUACUAUUGUGGAUCAGCCGGUAUGCAUAACUCAUUGGGGACAACCUGAGGAGCCUUAUAAUUUUUGGGACAGGUCAGCUUGGCAGUUUGAGGAGGAAACCGAAUACAGGAACUACCAAGCAUGCCAGUUCAAUGCUACACCACAGGAAGCUUUGACAGUGGCCCAAGAUGUCGUGAAGACGAUGCUAGCAAGGGGAUACGUACUGAGCAAGGAUGCACUGGCCAAGGCAAGAGCUUUUGAUGAGUCCCAUGGGGUAACAGCGACGGCAGCAGCCAAGGCUGCAGAGCUGAGCAAGAGAAUUGGUUUAACUGACAGGGUCAGUGCUGGUGUUGGUGCAAUCCGAUCAGUGGAUGAGACGUACCAUGUAUACGAGACGACCAAGACGGUUGCUAAUGCCACUGGAAGAACAGCAGCUAAGGUCAUGAACAGCAUUGUCACCAGCAGCUACUUUUCUUCAGGAGCUAUGAUGGUGUCCGAUGCUCUUACUAGGGCUGCCAAGGCCGCAGCAGAUUUGGCCGCUCAUGGUAGACAGAGUUAAGUGAAAAUAAACACCCAAUGCAUCUUGUCAGUUAUUGAAUCAUGAGGACGAACACCAAAAUAUGAUACUUUACAUGUUCGAUGUAUAUUAAUAACAGUGUUGUAAAAGGAGAUGAACACUGUGUCUAGAACAAACUAUUCGUGCAGGACAGUUAAGUAUUGCAAAGUGGUCGUGCAGUCAUGUUUCUGACUUUUUGCUCAUUCCAUGUUCGUGCUGAUAAGUUUUGUCUUCCCUUGCA